Pyricularia pennisetigena is the source of this 594-nucleotide messenger RNA. RefSeq lists its product as uncharacterized. The record is from RefSeq and is a predicted model, not a curated record. Lineage: Eukaryota; Fungi; Ascomycota; Sordariomycetes; Magnaporthales; Pyriculariaceae. The transcript has a single exon. Bases 1 to 594 code for a protein of 197 amino acids.
AUGGGCAGUGAAACGCCUGGCACGGAAUGCCCCGCAGCUAAAAGGGUAUCAAGGUCACUGGGGUAUGCAUCCGGAAGCGAACAGCCAAGCUCCAACUUGUACUCAUCUCCAGUGACAGGUUGCUCCAUAAUCCGGGACCCGGGCCCACGAAACCCCAACUGGCGGUGGCAGCCAGUACGGAGUGAGGAUGAUCCCAAGCCCGAUUGUAGCCGGCAUUCCGGGGAACCAACAAGCAGGAGCCGAAGAUACAGCCGCUGCGAGUCGACACGCCGCUCCGCAGAUGACGCCGACACCAUCGACGUGUACUGGCACAACCUAGCCGCAGACCACGAGGACAGCCCCGGGAUAUUCAUCGGCAUGCGAGACCUGUACGCGGGCAGCGCGGACGACUACGUCCGCGGCAUGUCGAGGUUCCUGAACCGGACGGCCGGCGUGCUCCGUCUGCACUCGGUCAGCAUCUUCCCGCGGUCCGCCGUCGUGGUCGUCGACACGCAGCUCACGGCCCUGUACGUUCGCGCCGCCAUGAGGUAUUCGGGCAUGUCCCCGCCAAAUCUGUAUCAUAUCCCGGGCUUUCCAGGUGCGGGAAGGACUUAG